This is a messenger RNA of Ruditapes philippinarum (Manila clam), 1789 nucleotides long. RefSeq lists its product as uncharacterized. Bases 92 to 1789 code for a protein of 565 amino acids. NCBI's taxonomy places the organism in Eukaryota, Metazoa, Mollusca, Bivalvia, Venerida, Veneridae. The record is from RefSeq and is a predicted model, not a curated record. The transcript is spliced from 7 exons. Gene Ontology annotation, molecular function: protein binding; ATP hydrolysis activity.
UCGUUCCGUUGUAGCGACAUCUUAGAACAGUUGUGUACCUGAACUUCCAAGGAGUCCAUACCUAUUUCAGAUUGACAAAUAAUCAGUUAGAAUGCCUGUACAACAAGUGAUAGACCAGCCCGAUGUUUCCGUUUUUGAAUUUGUUGGCAGGAAACACGAGUUUCGAAAAUUUGAAGAAGCUUGGAGUAAGUACAAGCUGUUUGGUAUAUUUGGAAUCAGGUCUGUUGGAAAAUCAAGGUGUGUAAGGGAGUACCUGAAAACCAAAAAGUGUCAGGUGAUAUAUGUAGAACUUCAGUACAUUGACUCCAUAGAGUCGCUAUAUUCAAACACAUGCGCCCUACUGGGAAUAGAACCAGAUCCGAAAGCCACAGAAACCGAGAAAUGGAUAAAACAAGUAAUAUCUGCAGUAACGAUUGCGUCAAAACACGAGAGUUUGGUUAUCUUCUUUGAUAAUGCCGAGGAUGUCAUAGAAAGUCAAUUUAGUGGUCAAUUUUUAACAUUUCUUUCAAAACUUGCACAAUCUUGCACUCGGAUUAAGAUAUUUGUGACAUCAACAACUCGGAUUCAGUUCACUCGGUUUCGAUUCUUUACAUUUGAAAUGAAGCCCUUGGUAGAAAGCGAAGCCAAGGAGUUGCUGCAGACAAUUGCACCAGAUGUUGACCUAGGGGAAUAUGGUGAAGCCAUUGUCAAACUAAGCGAAGGUUUACCUCUGAUGAUACUGAUGAUUGGCGCCGAACUGAAAGCAGACGAAGGACUUCUAACGCCAGCAGAUAUGGUUGAAUUAUUAUGUCAAUGUCGCCUAGAAACACUUAGCAAUGAGUUUUACCCGGAGGAAGACCGAAUAGGUGAUGUGUAUAGGACUUUUAUACUGCGAUUAUCUGGGGAGUUCCAAUGUCAUCUGAUAGAUCUAGGAUACAUUCCUGGAUCGUUUAAUGCAAUGGAAGCUGGUGGUCUCCUAGGUAUAGAGAGUGAGGCGAUGGCGAAGCAAACUGCAAUUCUACCAAUCAGACGAAGACACAUGCUAAAUUAUGAUCCUGAAAACAGUCGUUUUAACAUUCAGGGUAUUUUGCGUGAGGUGUUGAAGGCUGACUUUGUUAUAAGAGAUCUACCUGAAUUACGAAAGAAAUACUGCAAAGUGUUUACAGAGGUCAUGAAGAAAAUAUCAAUACAAAUGGGCACAGAGGAGUACGCUAAAGCGUAUUCAGAAUUUGCUGUUGAACAACCAAACCUACAGAAACUUCUAGGUGAUGUUGAAUACACUAGAGAAGACACUUACCACUUCUUCAUUGAAAUUGCAUCGUCGUAUACCACUGUCAUAGAAAGAUUCAUGACACGUGAAAGUGAUACAUUUUAUAAUGCGUGCCUAAGAUUAGCAGAGAUGUAUGGUAGAUCAGUUGAUAAAGCGGCAGUACAUAUAGCAGUUGGAAGUAUGGAAACAAACACAAAAGGAGACUUUUUACAUGGUGCAAACAAUUAUCAAUCAGCACUGGAAGUGUUAGAGAAGAUGGAGAAGUCUGUACAUUUAGCAUCAGCCUAUCAGAAAAUGGGUUGGAAUAUGCACAAACAAGGGUUAAACGCCGAAGCAAUUCAGUAUUAUAAGAAGUCCCUUGACAUCUCUGUAUAUGGAGGAUCUGAAUAUGAGACACUUGCUAUGCAGUCAUUCAGCUGUAUGGGGAUAUCACAUACAUUUCUGGGUAACGAGUUAAACAAAAUAAUUAGCAUUUCUCAUAACUUGAUUACUCAGGAUAUCUUACCUACUAACUCAAUUUUACAUGACAUUUUAAAUUGA